Molecule: messenger RNA, 942 nt
Organism: Fusarium verticillioides 7600
Lineage: Eukaryota; Fungi; Ascomycota; Sordariomycetes; Hypocreales; Nectriaceae
Exons: 1
Coding region: 1-942 (313 amino acids)
Source: RefSeq, a predicted model, not a curated record
AUGCACUAUGCGCCCACAGCAAGCCUCGCAGCUUUCAUCGGUGCCGGAGCCUCUUACUACUCUUCACCCCAACCGAAGGCCCUUGAACUCGGCCAAAUUUCAAACACUUGGAUCGAAAACGUCGCCAUUCGUUCCAACGGGGAUCUUCUCAUAACAACAAUCGGCGAAGGAAAGGUAUAUUCUUUUUCUCCGAACGCUACACCUGCUGCAUUCAACCCCAUUUUCAAGAUUGAGGGAGUGAACGCACUAUCAGGUAUCGCCGAAGUUGGCCAAGAUGUCUUUGCUGUUACCGGAGGCGUCUUUGAAGGGAUGUAUCAGAACAACACCAUGAGCCUUUCGCUUCUCAAAUUUGAUGGCCACAAUGUCUCCAUCUCCACUGUCUUUCAGAAGUCCAAGUACGGGCCAGUUAACGGUAUCUUGGCCCUUCCGCGGCAUAAGCACAUCAUUCUUGCUGCCGAUGCCGAAAGGGGGGAGAUUUUGAGAAUUGAUACGACUACUGGACAUGUCGGAGUAGCUAUCAAGGACAAAGCACUUGCUCCAAUUCCUGGAGGACCCUUCCCCGUUGGUGUAAACGGAGUCAAGAUUUUCGACGGCUACCUGUACUUCACCAACACAGCUCAUCAGUCCUUUAACCGGGUCAAGAUCGAUGAGAUGGGAAACAAACUCGGUAAUUUCGAGGUUCUUUCCAAGCUUGAAAAGGGUUCCCCUUAUGCCCCAGAUGACUUUGCCAUGGAUCGACAUGGAAACGCGCAUGUUGUUUAUUGGCAGGAUAGGGUUGUAAAGAUCACUCAGGGAGGAAAACAAACUGUUCUCGUAGAGGGACUUCUUGCCGGCCCUAGUAGUGCCGUAUUUAGCAAAGACGGAAACACCUUGUAUGUUGUUACUUCUGGACAGAACAACCUGGCAGUCUCUGGUGGACAAAUAGUGGAGGUCAAGCUGUAA